Molecule: messenger RNA, 2700 nt
Organism: Plenodomus lingam JN3
Lineage: Eukaryota; Fungi; Ascomycota; Dothideomycetes; Pleosporales; Leptosphaeriaceae
Source: RefSeq, a predicted model, not a curated record
AUGGCAUCGGGAAAGGCUGCGGCGGGCGGGAGCUUGUCUGGACCAAUGUUGGAUUGUGCAUUGGGCUGUUGGUGGGCAAGGCAGCAGAGGCAAUCAAACUGGGAUGGAGUAGAGAUUGUCGUGAUGAUUCGAUGGGCAAACGAGUCCAUUGCCAGCUUCACCUUUCCUCUUCGGACAGACGGCAGGGCAGAUUGCAGCGAUCCGCGCACGUCCAGUCCAGACCAAGAACCAAGCGCGAAUCAAACAAACUUCCCCGGUGACUGGGGGGAGAGAGAGGGAGAAAGGGUGAUCAUCAUCCCGCCCUCCUUGUCUUCUCUUCCCAGCUCCUUGUUGUUUGUUGGUCAGUUGGUGGAAGCCCUCCUCCUCCUCCUCCUCUGUUGCACACAACCCGCCCGCCAUCGCGACCCUUUCACGAGCCCUCACAGCCAGCUGCCGGACCAGACGCCUUGCGCACACGGCAGUCUUCAUCGGUCGCUACCAUUCACUUGUCAUUCCCAUUCCCCUUGUGUUUUUCCCUAUUCGCUUGCCUCCACACACUUGGCUUUUACUUCCAACCUUCGCAGGGAAACCAGCUUCUUUCCCCCCUCCCUCAUAGUAGCCCUCCGCGCCGCCUACUCUACUUCCUCCUCCCUCCCUCGUCCCCCACACCGACCGCUUUCCCUUUUCCGCUCCUUCUUCAGCCCCCGAUUCUAUUCUCCCUGGCAAUCCCCCUUGCUUGACCCAGCUCACGUGGAAGUUCUUGUCCUCGCGGCCGGGUCACUACAACAACUCGUCGGACAUAGCCAGAACACGUGCUUGGGACGAGGGGGUCAGGCUCAUCACCGUCGUCAUCGCGUCCAACCGUCGCCCCUCGGACGCCCACGGACGUCCACGAUCAAGAGGCAAAAGGCCCAGUCUCAGCUGUAUUGGUGCCCUCUCGGCGCGUCACCGCCUGCACACGCGUCCCACUGGCUGAUCUCUUCCAUGGCCGCGCUGACUUCCUCUGCUCACCCCCCCGCGCCUCACCAGCAACCAACGCCCCCAAGCAGCUCCCACGGCAAGGGCGGUGUCUGGGACUUUGCCGUGCCUGCACACGGCUCGAGAGCCUCCGAAGACGAAGAGCCCUACAUGUCUGGGUACACGGCAACCUCUCAUGGCACCCGCCACGCGCACACUUCUCAAGCCAACGGCUUCGCCAAGCCCGUGCGCUCCCCGACUUGGGACUCACAAGACCAGUACGAGUAUAGCCAGGCCAAGAGGGUGGCAGACGGCCAGGAUCGCAUGAAUGGGCUGCACAAGAAGGCUAGUGGGGAUGUCAGGGCCAGGGCCGUCACCAGCGAUCAGGAAGGGGUGCAAGAGUACUACAAAAGCCAUGCCAAUGCAACCAAUAAGAAGACGGCCAAGGGCAAGCCGAAGAAGAAGGCUACACGUUCCACUUCAGCAGACCCAAGCCUCUCCAAAGCCGAACUGGACGAGACUAACUGGAUCCACCGUGACAAACUCAAGGAAAUCGAGACGAGGGAAUUGGAAGAGGCAGGUUUCAGAGUCGGUCGUUCGAGCAGGUCCAACAGCCGCUCUCAAAGUGCCACGCGACGACCACGGGACCGCACAAACUCCGAAUCCACCGAACUGACGCAGAUGGAAGACCGGGCUGAGCGACGGCUAGUCUCUCCCAUACCGGCCGAAGAUGACGAAGCGUUUGAACAGUACAACGCCUGGAAUGCUACGAAUCACGGUCAGGGCAUACACGAGUUUCAGCCGGCCUCGCCGAAGACAAGCCAUAAUGGGAGGCCCAGUACUUCUCGCAUACCUCUACCCAAGACGAGCGGUAUCCCCGUACCGGCCCUGUUGGCAGACCGCGAUGCUCCCCUGACGAGGUCUCGGACGGGUAGCAUGAACUGGAGUGGAGAUGCGAUUGCGACCAAUGGCGCGCGCAUGAGGAGUGGCAGUGUCGGAAGUCAAGCAUUGCUUGAUGAUGCUGAAGAAGGACGCCAGACGACGCCGCCGUAUGUUGGACAUGCACGCAAUCUCUCGGCUGGCAGUAAUUCUCCCAAAUCGCCCCAAAAGUCUCCUGUGAAGGCCAAAAAUCCGACCAAAGCGAAUACCACCACUGGAACUAGGAAGACCAGUGCCCAAAAAACACAGCCAAAGAGAGUGACAUCUGGCGCCGCUUCCGGAAAGCGACCAGGUACGAGUGGUGGAGCUGUGUCUCGUCCAACCACGAGUCAUCGGCCAGAGGGUGAAGCACCGUGGAUUGCAACCAUGUACAAGCCAGAUCCCCGUCUCCCACCAGACCAACAGAUUAUCCCUACCCACGCCAAACGCAUGCAGCAACAGCAAUGGGAAAAUGAGGGCAGGGUUGGCUCCAUGUAUGGCAAAGACUUUCGUUUGCUCGAUGAUAGUCCGCCCGACAAGCGGCUGUCUCAGAUUGAUCCCAUUCAGCUCGAAAAGGCCAGAGAGAACGAGGCAUGGCCGUUGUCAAGCCCAGAGAAGCAGGAGCAGCCCCUUGAAAGGCAGGAAUCAAAUACUGCCAAGUCUCCCGUAGCGGAGCAGGGUGGUUACAAGCUGACUCCCACCAUUGCUCAAGGAGCCCGUUCUCCGUCACCCAAAAUGGCUCCGCCUAUUGAGCCUGCUGAGCGCAGGUCGUCAGGCGUCACGAGAAUUCCAGAGCCUAUCGAGGAGGCCAAGGAGAAGAAAGGCUGUGGCUGCAUUGUCAUGUAG